UGUUCUGUUUCUUCCCAGGGUUUUUUCAUCCUGUGAAAAUGCAAGCGCUUUGCAGAUGAUGCAUCUCCAUCUCUAUCUGUAUACUUUACUUCAGUCAAAAACAAGAGAGAGAAAAACAAUGGUCCUCAUGUACCCCAUGUAGCUUUGGCAGUGUGUGCCAUCUCCCAGCAGCAGCAUUUAGCCACACAUGCCGUACUGCUUUCCUCUUAACCCACCCACUUCCUCUCCACUGCUCCUACUGAAUUGUGUUGAAAUGAGCCCCAGAACUGUGCCAUUUCACCUGCAGGCACCCAGCCCGGCUCAGCCCGUGUUCUCCCUGUGAUUUCCAGGGCACUACAUGUACGUGGACUCGGUUUAUGUCAAGCACUUCCAGGAGGUGGCGCAGCUCAUCUCCCCGAUGACCACCGCCCCCAUGUCCGGCUGCCUGUCCUUCUAUUACCUCCUCCAGCAGGCAGAUGACAACGUGUUCGCCCUCUACACGCGGGACCGGGCGGGCCUGUAUGAGGAGAUAUGGAAAGUGGACAGUCCAGGGAACGCGGCCUGGAACCUUGCGGAGGUCGAGUUCAGUGCUCCUUACCCCAUGGAGGUUAUUUUUGAAGUUGCUUUCAAUGGUCCCAAAGGAGGAUAUGUUGCCCUGGAUGAUAUUUCUUUCUCUCCUGUUCACUGCCAAAAUCAGACAGGUAAGCAUUCUCUUUUUUUCCUUCUACCCUUUUGUAACUUUUCUUUCUUAACAGACACCUGGUGUCAGGACAUGAUUUAAAUUGUCUUUGAUUUCCUCAUCUUUUCUCUUUUCCAUUCCUUAAAAAAUUAAUGACCUGAAUUGUCACUUUCCUGGAAUAUUACCCAUUUUUGUCACCCACGGAGUGAGUUUAAUUUUUCUGAAACCAAUUUUUCCCUACCUUCCAGUAAAGGAAAUUUAAAUAAUAUUAACUUAACUCUAACUCAUCUUUGUAUCUUGAUGCGUGGCAGGAUAGAUGGGGGAAAAUGCUUACAACCUACUGAAG
Molecule: messenger RNA, 1004 nt
Organism: Fukomys damarensis (Damara mole-rat)
Lineage: Eukaryota; Metazoa; Chordata; Mammalia; Rodentia; Bathyergidae
Product: MAM domain-containing protein 2-like
Exons: 2
Coding region: 338-760 (140 amino acids)
Biological process (GO): nervous system development
Cellular component (GO): membrane
Source: RefSeq, a predicted model, not a curated record